Messenger RNA from Molossus molossus (Pallas's mastiff bat), 2394 nucleotides. It is a transcript of the gene GTPBP4, whose product is annotated as GTP binding protein 4. The coding region runs from base 24 to 1928 and encodes 634 amino acids. Gene Ontology annotation, cellular component: nucleolus. Gene Ontology annotation, biological process: ribosomal large subunit biogenesis. Gene Ontology annotation, molecular function: GTP binding; RNA binding; GTPase activity. The transcript has 17 exons. Lineage: Eukaryota; Metazoa; Chordata; Mammalia; Chiroptera; Molossidae. The record is from RefSeq and is a predicted model, not a curated record.
GUCCCUCGUGGUUGACCGUCGACAUGGCGCACUACAACUUCAAGAAAAUCACGGUGGUGCCGUCCGCCAAGGACUUUAUUGACCUGACAUUAUCGAAGACUCAACGAAAGACUCCAACGGUUAUUCAUAAACAUUACCAAAUUCAUCGCAUUAGACAUUUUUACAUGAGAAAAGUCAAAUUUACUCAACAGAAUUACCAUGACAGACUUUCACAGAUUCUAACAGAUUUCCCCAAAUUGGACGAUAUCCAUCCAUUUUAUGCUGAUUUGAUGAACAUUCUCUAUGACAAGGAUCAUUACAAGUUGGCUCUAGGACAAAUAAAUAUUGCCAAAAAUUUAGUGGACAAUGUUGCUAAAGAUUAUGUGCGGCUUAUGAAAUAUGGAGACUCUCUCUACCGCUGUAAGCAGCUGAAGCGUGCCGCCCUGGGGCGAAUGUGCACUAUUAUCAAAAGACAGAAACAGAGUUUGGAGUAUUUGGAACAAGUGCGUCAGCACCUGUCCCGUCUGCCAACUAUUGACCCGAACACAAGGACCCUGCUUCUGUGUGGGUACCCAAAUGUUGGCAAAUCCAGCUUCAUCAAUAAGGUGACAAGAGCAGAUGUGGAUGUCCAGCCUUACGCAUUUACCACCAAGUCUCUGUUUGUUGGGCACAUGGAUUAUAAAUACCUGCGGUGGCAGGUUGUAGAUACCCCAGGGAUUUUGGACCACCCUUUGGAGGACCGGAACACAAUCGAAAUGCAGGCCAUCACGGCCCUGGCCCACCUGCGUGCCGCAGUGCUGUACGUGAUGGACUUGUCUGAGCAAUGUGGGCAUGGGCUACAGGCGCAGUUGGAGCUCUUCCAGAACAUCAGACCUCUCUUUGUCAACAAGCCUCUUAUAGUUGUAGCAAACAAAUGUGAUGUGAAGAGAAUUGCAGAGCUUCCAGAAGAUGACCAGAAAAUAUUUAUAGAUUUGCAGGCUGAAGGAUUUCCUGUGGUAGAGACCAGCACGCUGACGGAGGAAGGCGUUAUCAAAGUGAAAACAGAGGCUUGUGACCGGCUCUUGGCUCAUCGAGUUGAAACCAAAAUGAAAGGAAAUAAAGUGAAUGAGGUGCUGAACAGAUUGCAUUUGGCUAUGCCAAACAAAAGAGAUGAUAAGGAAAGGCCCCCAUUUAUCCCAGAAGGAGUGGUGGCUCGAAGGAAGAGAAUGGAGAUUGGGGAGCCUCGGAGGAAGAGGGAACGCGAUAUCGAAUUGGAACUGGGAGAUGAUUAUAUUUUGGAUCUUCAAAAGUAUUGGGACAUAAUGAAUUCGUCCGAAAAGUAUGAUAAGAUACCUGAGAUCUGGGAAGGCCACAAUGUAGCUGAUUACAUUGAUCCUGACAUCAUGCAGAAAUUGGAAGAGUUAGAAAAAGAAGAAGAGCUAAGAACAACUGCUGGAGAGUAUGACAGUGAAUCAGAAAGUGAAGAUGAAGAAAUGAUGGAAAUCCGAGAGCUGGCAAAAGAAAUCAGAGAAAAGAGGAAGUUGAAAAUUCUGCAGUCCAAAGAGAAGAACACACAGGGACCCAGAAUGCCACGAACUGCUAAGAAGGUUCAGCAGAAAGUCAUGGAGAAUGAGAUGCGCAGCCUUGGUGUUGACAUGGACAAUAAUGACAAUGCCCAUUAUGUAGUCCAGGCCAGAAGGUCUCGAAGUGUCACUAGGAAAAGGAAGCGGGAAGACUCUGUCCCGCCCACGUCCGUUGCCCGGAGUCGCAGUUGCUCUCGAACUCCACGUGAUGUGUCUGGUCUUCGGGACAUCAAGAUGGUGAAGAAAGCCAAGACUAUGAUGAAGAGUGCUCAGAAGAAGAUGAAUCGCUUGGGGAAGAAAGGGGAGGCAGACAGGCAUGUGUUUGAUAUGAAGCCCAAGCACUUGCUCUCUGGGAAGAGGAAAGCUGGUAAGAAGGACCGGAGAUAGUGUUUGUCCUUCUCAGCUGAAGCAGUUUGGCUAGACUGUUGUUUGUGUCUUGGUUUGAUAUGGUAAGGUUUCGCAAAAUUGGAGUCAUGAUCUGUAAACCAGAGACAACAGUAAAAUAACUAUAGCACCUGCUGCUUUCCUCAAAACUAUGGGUAACCCUCAAUGAUACAGGUGUGAGCAGUUUCUAUCACUGCGUAAUACUGCAAACAUUUUGAGUAGACUGGUUUCUGCAUUUAAUGGACUUUUGAUUGCAUCAGAUUUGCAGAAGUGGAAAGGGUUAUUGGUGAGAUUGUUCUUUUUGAUGGAGAAAAGUCUUGUUCUCUUUAGUAAGGGGGAACUUUGGUUUGGUUCCCUGCCUGAGAAGAGUCCUUUUUUGCGGUGGGCAGUAGGAUGCCAGCACUAAAUUAUUUUCCAGUCUUUUUGUACAAUGUACCAUUGUAAUCUAUCUUCAACUAUUUUAUCAGAA